Molecule: messenger RNA, 2781 nt
Organism: Dipodomys spectabilis (banner-tailed kangaroo rat)
Lineage: Eukaryota; Metazoa; Chordata; Mammalia; Rodentia; Heteromyidae
Gene: Znf366
Product: zinc finger protein 366
Exons: 5
Coding region: 163-2448 (761 amino acids)
Biological process (GO): regulation of transcription by RNA polymerase II
Molecular function (GO): DNA-binding transcription factor activity; transcription corepressor activity; RNA polymerase II cis-regulatory region sequence-specific DNA binding
Source: RefSeq, a predicted model, not a curated record
UCAAACACUGUCCCUGAGAGUUCUCUAAGUUCCCUGCAAUCUGUACAGGAGAGAAAGAGGGAGAGAGAGGGAGAAAGAGAGAGACAGAGAGAGCCAGGGACCAGGUAAAGCGGUGGGGCUCCUGCAACCACUCAGCCCCUAGGAGCUGGGAACUCGCCCAGGAUGCAGAAGGCCCUGAAGCUGGUCAAGGAUGAGGACUUCAGCUUGGGUGCGGAGGGCGCGCCCCGCUUCCCCCACAGCCUCCAGCCGGCCCUUUCCCGGGGGAAGGCGCCCCCCAGACACCCCUUCCCAGAAGCUCUCCGGGGCCCAUUCUCCCAGUUUCGGUAUGAGCUUCCGGCAGCCGGGGACCUGGACGAGUUCCCGGGGGUCUUCGAAGGCAGUGGCUCCCGGAAGCGGAAGAGCAUGCCCACCAAGAUGCCUUCCGCCCAGCCGGCGGAGGAAGCCACGCUCGCCCUCACGCCCGAGGGCGCCCAGAGCCACGGCCCCCCCAGCCUCCCGAUGCUCUUCCCGCCUCCGCCUCCGCCGCCGCCGGCGCCCCGGGCCUCGCACCCCAAGCGCGACUCUCAGAUGAUCGACUUGUGCCACGUGGGCUUCCAGUUCUGCCGCACCCUGGAGCACCUGGAGGGCAAAGCCAUCAAGCGGGAGCCGCUCAAGCCCAGCGCCGUGUGGGCCCAGCCGGCGCCCCCCGCCUUCCUGCCCACGCCCUACCCCUACUACCCCAAGAUGCCCGCGGGCCUGGUGUUCCCCCUGCUGGUGCCGGCGGCCUCGCCCUUCCCCUUCGGCCGGCACGCCUUCCUGCCCAAGCCGGCCCCCGCCCCCGCCGAGGCCGCCGCCGCCGCUGCCGCCGCGGCGCUGCCCCGCAAGGCCGAGCCCCGCGAGGGUGAGGAGGCCGCGCCCAGGGCGCAGCGCGUGGACGUGAACGUGCAGAUCGACGACAGCUACCUGGUAGACGUGGGCGGCCCGCAGAAGCGCUGGCAGUGCCCGACCUGCGAGAAGUCCUACACGUCCAAGUACAACCUGGUGACGCACAUCCUGGGCCACAGCGGCAUCAAGCCGCACGCCUGCGCGCGCUGCGGCAAGCUCUUCAAGCAGCUCAGCCACCUGCACACGCACAUGCUCACGCACCAGGGCACGCGGCCCCACAAGUGCCAGGUGUGCCACAAGGCCUUCACGCAGACCAGCCACCUGAAGCGCCACAUGAUGCAGCACAGCGAGGUGAAGCCGCACAACUGCCGCGUGUGCGGCCGCGGCUUCGCCUACCCGAGCGAGCUCAAGGCCCACGAGGCCAAGCACGCGGGCGGGCGCGAGAACAUCUGCGUGGAGUGCGGCCUUGACUUCCCCACGCUGGCCCAGCUCAAGAGGCAUCUCACCACCCACCGGGGCCCCAUCCAGUACCACUGCUCCGAGUGCGACAAGACCUUCCAGUACCCGAGCCAGCUGCAGAACCACAUGAUGAAGCACAAGGACAUCCGGCCCUACAUCUGCUCGGAGUGCGGCAUGGAGUUCGUGCAGCCGCACCACCUCAAGCAGCACUCGCUCACUCACAAGGGUGUGAAAGAGCACAAAUGUGGGAUCUGUGGGCGGGAGUUCACCCUGCUGGCCAACAUGAAGAGACACGUGCUGAUCCAUACCAAUAUCCGUGCCUACCAGUGCCACCUGUGCUACAAGAGCUUCGUGCAGAAGCAGACCCUCAAGGCUCAUAUGAUCGUCCACUCAGAUGUGAAGCCCUUCAAGUGCAAGCUGUGUGGGAAGGAAUUUAACCGGAUGCACAACCUGAUGGGCCAUAUGCACCUACACUCGGACAGCAAACCCUUCAAGUGCCUCUACUGCCCGAGCAAGUUCACCCUGAAGGGAAACCUGACUCGCCAUAUGAAGGUCAAACAUGGAGUGAUGGAGCGUGGCCUCCACUCUCAAGGUUUGGGAAGGGGAAGAAUCUCCCUGGCACAGACAGCGGGUGUCCUGAGGGAUCUGGAGCAGGAGGAGCCUUUUGACUUGUCCCAGAAGCGUGGGGUGAAGAGGCCCUUGUUCAAUUCGGAUGAAGAGAGUGCUCAGGGCAGCCCUUGCCACGAGGAAGAGGAAGAUGAUGAUGGUGACAACUGCUGUGAGGUGGAACCUAUCAGCCCUGGUGUGCCCCCAGAGACCCAGCAGCUCUGUGCACCCCAGGAUCUAUCUACCAAGCCUGAGCAGGGUCUCCAGGGGCCAGGAGAAGCCUGCAAGGAAGAGGAGGAUGGGCCCAAAGAACAGGAGGAGAGGAGCAAGGACCUUGAGGGCACCGAGGGCAGCCAAGAGAGAGACUGUGCCCACAAGGAUGAGCGCCUUGCAUUUUUCCAAAGCACCCGGCGGGGCCCCUCUUUUUCUGAUUACUUAUACUUCAAGCACCGAGAUGAGAGUUUUAAAGAAUUACUGGAGAGAAAAAUGGAAAAACAAGCAGUGCUUUUGGGUAUCUAAAAUGGAGAGUUUUCAAAUUACCUUUGGAAAAUGAGAACUAGGUCAUUCAAAUACAGCUUUCUGCAUGAAUAGUCAUUUGCUGGGGAUUGGAGAGUGGCGUCAAUCUUUACAAAUGGCUCAGACUAAAUGAGCAGGUAAUGUAAAUGCAUCUACAGCCCUGCAUACUUUGAACACACACAGGGUCUUCAAGGAUGUUUUAUACAGCAGCCAUGUAAUAACUACGCAUAUUCUUCUAGCUAUCUAGUUAAUUGUAAGCUGAUUCUGAGGUGCUGUUAGAAGUUUUCUUUUGACUAACACUCAACAUAUAGUAAAUUUUCUUCUAGCCACAAAAAC